This is a messenger RNA of Homo sapiens (human), 1664 nucleotides long. It is a transcript of the gene SNTN, whose product is annotated as sentan, cilia apical structure protein. Gene Ontology annotation, molecular function: transition metal ion binding. Bases 14 to 547 code for a protein of 177 amino acids. Gene Ontology annotation, cellular component: cilium. The record is from RefSeq and is marked validated. The transcript is spliced from 5 exons. Lineage: Eukaryota; Metazoa; Chordata; Mammalia; Primates; Hominidae.
AGAAGAUGAGAGAAUGGGUGGCUGUAUGCACAGUACCCAGGACAAAUCUCUCCACUUGGAAGGAGAUCCCAAUCCUUCUGCAGCCCCAACAUCCACCUGCGCACCUAGGAAAAUGCCCAAAAGGAUUUCAAUAUCCAAACAACUGGCUUCAGUGAAAGCUCUGAGGAAGUGCUCAGAUCUGGAAAAAGCUAUUGCCACCACUGCUCUGAUUUUCAGAAAUUCUUCUGACUCUGAUGGUAAACUUGAAAAAGCUAUUGCCAAAGAUCUGCUGCAAACCCAAUUUAGGAAUUUCGCAGAGCUCCCCUUCACCUUCUACCAUGAGUGGAAGCAGCCUGAGGUCCUCACCACAUGCAGAUGCCUGAUCUUGAACUUUCCAGCCAUCAGAAUUGGACAAGAAACCAAGCCAAAAUACAGAGAGAUCCUUUCUGAACUUGAUGAGCACACAGAAAAUAAGCUAGAUUUUGAAGACUUCAUGAUCUUGCUCUUAAGCAUCACUGUCAUGUCAGAUCUGCUACAAAAUAUACGGAAUGUAAAAAUUAUGAAAUGAACAGUUUUAAAUAUGCUGUAUAAAAUAAUGGCAAAAGACAGUGUUAUUAAAAUGUUUCCAUCUUAUUUUUGAUUAAUUGAAUAUAUCUAUCAUGCAUCUGAAAUUGCCUAGGAUGGUUCUGAUUGCUGGUAUUCAGAUCCAAUGUAACUCCAAAUAUUUACCCAUACACUUCAAGAAUGUUUGAAUGAUAAGGUCUCUGUGUGCUUUACAAUAGGAUAGAUUUGAUACCACUGAAUAAUAAAUGGCUUUUGCUGAGUCAGUAGCGACCUAGAGCACUCUACUUAUAGUCAUUGAGUCACUCAUUUAUUCACUAAACAUUUGUUGAGCAUCUACUUGAUGGAACUGCUGAGGAUACAGUAAUGAAUUGGCCAGGCAAUUCCUUCCUUCAGACAUGUUUGCAGAAGUCUAGCAGAAGAGAUAGACAUUGAACAAUUUUUAAAUAAUUGCAUACACAGUAUAAUUAGAAUUGAAAUAAGGGCUAUAGGAUGCUAAAAGAGAUUAUCACCUGAUCGGAGUUCAAAGGUCAGAAAAGCUUUACUGACAUUCUAUAAAAAGCAAAAAAAAAAAAAUUGGUCCAUGGAUGCCAGGGAUAUGGGUGGGAAAUGGGGCUGUCCACAAAUGGCACAAGGGGAGUUUUUUAUUUUAUUUUAUUUUAUUUUAUUUUAUUUUAUUUUGAGACAGAGUUUUGCUCUUGUUGCCCAGGCUGGAGUGCAAUGGCACGAUCUCAGCUUACUGCAACCUCGAUCUCCCAGGUUCAAGUGAUUCUCCUGCCUCAGCCUCCUGAGUAGCUGGGAUUACAGGCGUGUGCCACGAUGCCAGGCUAAUUUUUUUUGUAUUUUUAGUGGAGACGGGGUUUCGCCAUGUCGGCCAGGCUGGUCUCGAACUCCUGACCUCAGGUGAUCCGCCCACAGCCUCCCAAAGUGCUGGGAUUACAGGCUUGAGCCACCAAGUCUGGCCAAGGGGACUUUUAAGGGGGCUGGAAAUGGUCUCCAUUUUGAUUGUGAGGUGGUGGCUACAAGAUUGCAUGCAUUUGUCAAACUCAUAGAACUGCACACUGAAAAGAGUGAAUUGUACUGUAUGUCAAUUAUACCUAAAUAAAUCUGACUUAACAAAAAAA